AGCCGCGCGCGGAUUGAGUCAAGUGAAGCUACCGAGAGGUGGUGUUGACCGACCGCAGCAGGUUUUCAGCAAGAAACCUGACAAAUCUAACUUCCUAAGGCGACUGACAGUAACGCCAAGACCUUAAUAAACUAAACGGAAGGGUCAGCGGUGCCGGAGUUGAGGCGACGCGACAGAGAGAAGAAAGUAAAUCCCGGAGGGAAAGCGCCCGAAGUGAGCUUGAGGAUCAAAGCUAAUGCUAAGCUAGCCAGCUAUUGCUAAAUAAUUAUACGGAAACUCGUGUCACAUCGUCAGCUUUGACAUAACCACUGUGGUUACAAAGUAGAUAGUCGGGGGAGAUUUGUUAAGUUAUAUGUUACAUUUAAUUUAAAUCGCGAGGUGCUUUGCCUUUACAUUUUAGGCCACAAGCGACUUAGCAAGAGUAGCUACAAUAGCCGGUCUUACUGAGGUUACACCGGCUCUGCGCUCUUUAGGACAGACAGGUGAUACUGCUAAAGAUAGUUCGCUUUCAAAGCAACUUUGCAUCUUGAGGAAUUAGUGUUUAUAAGUUAGACUUGGUGGUGUCUAAGCCUUGUGCUUCACAAUGCUGAAACAACAGCAGCAGCCCGGCUCGGGCGGGCGAAAAGCCUCGAACGGGACCUCGGGCCCCGCCGGUAUGUCUUCCCCAGUCAGCGGCAUCAACAGCGGCAACAGGACGCCGGCCGGGAGGAAUCGAACUUCUGCAAAGCCAUCAUUCCAGUCAUCUCCUGUGUUUGAGGGUGUGUACAACAAUGCCAGAAUGCUUCAUUUCCUCACAGCUGUUGUGGGCUCCACCUGUGACAUAAGAGUGAAGAAUGGCAGUGUAUUUGAAGGCGUAUUCAAGACCCUCAGUUCUCGGUGCGAGUUGGCUGUGGAUGCCGUACACAAACGCGGUGAGGAGGAGGGCCCAUCAACACCUCUGCCACGGAGGGAAGACAUCACUGACACCAUGAUCUUCAGCCCCUCCGACCUGGUGACUAUGAUCUGCAGAGACGUCGACCUCAACUAUGCCACCAGAGGUACAAAUGCACGCAACAGAGACACCUUCACAGACACAGCCAUCACCUCCACUCGUGUCAAUGGAGAACACAAGGAGAAGGUUUUGCAGAGAUGGGAGGGAGGAGACAGCAAUGGAGAGAGUUACGAUCUGGAAAAUGAUGCCUCCAACGGCUGGGAUGCCAACGAGAUGUUCCGUUACAAUGAAGUGAAAUAUGGAGUCACGUCAACAUACGAUUCCAGCCUUUCCAUGUAUACUGUACCGCUAGAGAAGGGCAACUCUGAGAUGUUUCGGCAGAGGGAGGCGCGAGCCGCUCGCCUGGCCAAUGAGAUUGAGUCCAGCCCCCAGUAUCGCCAUCGUGUCGGCUUGGAAAAUGAUGAGGGCAAAAGCGAGGAGGACAAAUACAGUGCUGUGGUUCGGGACGGGAACGAUCGUGAGAGGGGCCGUGAAAGCCCCCGUGACAGAGAGCGUGAAAGGGGCCGAGACAGCCCUGGAGCCAGCACCAGGGAGGGCAAGUACAUUCCAUUACCUCAACGUCAGAGAGAGAUGAACAGGGAACGGGAGCGAGCUGAGAGAGGUCCCGGUGGGCCUCCACCUCACAACCGUUUGAGUGGAGGUUAUCGCUCCAACCCUCCAUCCUCCUCCCCCAGACCUCCACUGCCCUCCGCUACUGGUCCACAGUCUGGCGUCUCCCCCUCAGAGAGAAACAGCCCUCUGUCAGGCCGAGGCGGGGCCUACACCCCACACCACCCCCAGGGAAGCCCAAGCCCAGGCCCAAACUCUGGUCCAGCGGGCCCAUAUACACCUGCCUCUCCAGGAGGACCAGCACCCACACCAGCCUCUGCUUCCUCUGCCCCAUCCCCAGCCAGUCCCCCCGCCCCACAUGGACACACAGUCCCUCAUUCCCACUCACUCCCACACUCAAUGUCUGACGCUGGCAGGCCUGUUAAUGGAGUCUCUACCAGAACAUCGCCCAAAGCCCAAAGACCGACACAGUCGAGCAGAACAGUCCGAACUUCAAACUCACACACUACUCGCUCCCCUAAAUCAGGUUCUUCCCAGGACACGCCUUAUUUGGACACAUCGUCUGUCUCUCUGCCUCCCCAGAAGACGUCUGGCCCCGCCCCUCUCUUCCCUGUCGAUGUGAAUGAGAUCCUUGGUGCAGCUGCAAAAGAACGCUCCGCCGAGAGCCCCAGCGGCACAGAGGAAAGCAAAAGUAGUAAAGCACCCUCAGUUCAGCAAAGGUCGCAGAUUGAAGAGCUGCGGAAAUUUGGCAAGGAAUUCAGGCUCCAGCCGAGUGGAGGCAGCUCCAGCUCUCCCAGCUCUCCAGCAGCAGCAACCCCACCUGCUGUCAGUGAAGUCGCCAGCGCAGCUAAACCCUCGCCAUCAGAAGCUCACACCGCUUCAGAGCCCAAAACUCAGGCUGCAGCUCCCAGUCCUUCCCAGCCCCAACCUCAGCCUUCACCAGCCCCUGCUGAAGACGCCAACAAGGACACCGCAGCUACACCUGGCUCAACAAGCACCACCCCAGCACUCGUUUCAGACAGGCAUUCACCAGCCACCCCACAGCCAGCCAGGACCCCGGGAAGCGAGGAUUCCCGGUCUGAGACAUCAGAGGGAGUGGCAGACCAAGUAAAGAAAUCAACCUUAAACCCCAACGCUAAAGAGUUCAACCCUAUCAAACCUCAAAUGCCUAUGUCGAAGCCGAACACUGCGCCCACCCCACCUCGGCCAACUCCUCCGAGCCCUGUGGUCCUUCAGCACCCAGGCGGACAGGGACCACUCUACAACCCCCCCUACCUCUCCUAUGUAUCACAGAUCCACUCUGUGCAGCCCCCACCAAUGUACCAGUACACCAUGUCUACAGUCAGCCAGGGAAAAUACCCCCGGACCAAGGGCUCAGUAGUGGCUCAGCGCUCUGACCAUGGUACUUCAGCACCACCCAUGCUGCAAGCUGCAGCGUCAGCAGCUGGGGCCCCACUGGUCGCGUCCCCCUACCCCCAGUCCUACCUUCAGUACAACCCACAGCAGUACAGCCAGCAGCAGGUCAUCCAGGCAAUGACACCCUAUCCUGGGCAGCCAAUGUACUCCAUGCUGCAAGGUGGAGCCAGGAUGUUGGGUCAAGGCGGGGGUCCUCACCCACAAGCCUUGGGACCACCAGGAGGCCCCCAGUUCUCUGCACAAGGAGACGGACCUCAGGGACCACAGCAGGGCAUCUAUGCUCCACAGUCAUUCUCCCACCACUCGGGUGCAGUUCACCAGCCCCAGCCCUCCAGCACCCCGACAGGCAACCAGCCCCCUCCCCAGCACGCAGCUCCCAGCCCUGGACAGAAUGCCCAAUCGGGCCCCCAGCCCCAGUCCUUGUACCACUCAGGUCCCUUGUCAGCACCCACCCCACCCAACAUGCCGCCGGGCCACACGUCUCCACAAGGCUCCUACCCCAUUCAGGGUUACAGCAUUCACAGCCACCAGGGCAUCCCACAGACUUAUCCCCUGGGACAGUUAGCGCAGGCCCACGUACAGGGAGCCAUGUCAGGCCCCCACCACUCAGGGAGCCACGGUCAGCCCCAGUUAGUGAUGUUGCAGCCGCCUCCUCAGCAGGGUCCCGGCUCAGUGCCCCAGCACCCCCAGCACGGACCACAGCAAGGAGCACACCAACACUUUUACAUAGGACAUCCACAAGCAAUGCAGGUACAAACGCACCCUGCUACGUUCCAUCAGCCUGGAAACUGAACCCCAUCUGCCCUCCUUCCCACCUCCCAAACUGUUCGUAGAAAUGAGCCCCGACAUCCCCACUGCCUGCUGGAUGUGAGGCCCAGACUGAAUGCGACUCAUAAAAAAACAAACUGACAGAACCGUACAGAGGAGAGAAGAGGACAAAAAGUCUUGACAGCACCUUAUUCUUCUGCUGUAAUGUUCUUCAUCAGUACAAACCUCAGUGUCAGCCCCAGACGAAAAAGGAGCUUUUCAUUGCUAAUGAUGAAGGUGGCACACGACAGCAGAAGCAGCGUCCGACCCCUGCUGCCAUCCUGCUUCUCUCCAACUGCCUCCCAGACAUGAGACACCCUGCUGGGCUGACCAGUCGGAGAGGAAUAAACACGGAUGAAAAACAGCAGCAGACACUUUAUCUUCCAGCAGUGUGUUUUUUAGCCUCACAAGGUUCCUUGACACAAAUGGCGAAACAGACUGUUGAAGGAUUUUCGUGAAUUCAGCAUGAAAGGAUGGAUUUGAAGAGGAGAGGGGAUUUUUUUUAGCAAAUAAUUUUUCCUUUUUUUUUAACUCGAUCUAGUAGUUAAAACCACCCUUUCUUCGCUUCUUCUCUCCUGUAGGAAAAUAUAAUUAAUAAAAAAUGGACAAGACAAAAAAAAUAUUAAAACAACAAUGACCAAAAAAUAAAGUUUUCAACUCAACUUCAAA
Molecule: messenger RNA, 4432 nt
Organism: Centropristis striata (black sea bass)
Lineage: Eukaryota; Metazoa; Chordata; Actinopteri; Perciformes; Serranidae
Product: ataxin-2-like protein
Exons: 23
Coding region: 584-3748 (1054 amino acids)
Biological process (GO): cytoplasmic stress granule assembly
Cellular component (GO): cytoplasmic stress granule
Molecular function (GO): RNA binding
Source: RefSeq, a predicted model, not a curated record